Molecule: messenger RNA, 1412 nt
Organism: Fimicolochytrium jonesii
Lineage: Eukaryota; Fungi; Chytridiomycota; Chytridiomycetes; Spizellomycetales; Powellomycetaceae
Exons: 5
Coding region: 136-1317 (393 amino acids)
Biological process (GO): GDP-fucose import into Golgi lumen; protein O-linked glycosylation via fucose
Cellular component (GO): Golgi apparatus
Molecular function (GO): antiporter activity
Source: RefSeq, a predicted model, not a curated record
CAAUCCUCCCAUACAAAAACAUGCGCACCAUAAACCCCACCUUCCCAAGUCCCUCAUAUCCCGCUCCACCACCCGCUCUCGCCAAAACCCCACAUCCAGCUUAUCCUCCCACACACACACGCCACCUACACAACCAUGGCCGCCGACAAACUCUCCCAGUCCGAGUCCACCACCCCGCUCACCCUCACAGUGCACGACACGGACCCCCAGCCCUGGGACCGCUCCGCAUCCGCACGCACACUAGACGGCUCCAUCGACGAGGACUCGCGCGUCAUUGACGUCGAUCUCCACCCGGAUGGGAAAGCGUCCACGGCGUACGAGGUGAAUCUGAAGCAUCACGAUGAUGAUGAUGAGAAGCUGAAGGCGGCGGGGAAGGAGGAGAAGCCGCGUACGAGGACGAUUGUGCUCUCUGUGUCGUUUUACAUGUUUGCUUCUACCGCCCUCCUCCUAGCCAACAAAAUGGUCCUCCUGAAAGUCGCGCUCCCCAUCACCUUCCUCUGGAUCCAGCUCGUCAUCGCCGUCGCCCUCAUGCAUGUCGGCGAAGCGAUGCGGCUCUUCCCGCUGCCCCGAAUCGAUUGGAAUGUCUGUGUGCGCCUGUGGCCGAUGAUCCUGAUCAAUGUGUUGGGGUUGUCAGUGAACACGUAUACCAUCCAGUACGGUGAUGCCAGUUUCUAUCAGGUAGCAAGAGGCCUAGUCCUGCCGUUCACCGUCCUCCUCUCCGCCCUGUACCUCACCCGCCCCUCCCCGUCGAUCCUCGCUUGCUGUCUGAUCGUCACCAUCGGCUACUUCACCGGCACCGCGUUCUCGCCCACGUCCACCACCGGCACGAAACCCGUGAAAGCCAUCGCAUUCGGCCUGAUCUCCUGCGUCAGCACCGCGGUGCAUGCGAUCGUGAUCAAGAAGAGUAUUGCGGUUGUGGACGGGGAUACGUUGGCGCUUGUGUAUUUCAACAACGCGUUGAGUGCCGUUUUGCUGCCGGUGGUGUUUUUGGUCACGGGGGAGGUGAGCAGGUGGGGCACGCUUGGGGCGAUCGAGGGGGAGGAUGGGGCGGGGGUGGGCGUUUUUGUUGCAGGGUGUUUGCUGACGGGCUUCCUCGGCUUCCUCCUAAACGUCGCCAGCUUCUUCCAAAUUAACGUCACCUCGCCCGUCACCCACGUCGUUUCGUCGGCUGCUCGUGGAGUCCUUCAGAUAGUCCUCGCGGCAUGGCUCUUCAACGAAACGGUCACAUCCUCCCGCGGGUGGUCGAUCGCAAUUAUUAUUGUAGGUUCGGGGAUGUAUACGUGGGUUAAGCAUCGGGAGUCGUUGGCGGGUCGGUGAUAUGUGUGAGAUAUGUACCGUAUUGUCUUUUUUUGGGGAGGUAUAUCAGCGGUUUGGGAACUGAAUAUGAUGGAUGAUGAAGAGAGAACCGUGUU